UUUAAUAUUUGCUGUGAUAUGGUUGCAGUGAUAGCCAGCACAGAUACAAAAUAUUUCAGGGAUUUCUUUGAGUGACAAAGAGUGCCUGUAGCCCAGCAUUUUCACUACCCAAGGAAGGCAGUAUGUUGAAGUCAGUGUGUCAAAUUUUAGGGUAUUUGCUCAACAACCUGAAGGCAUAAUACAAAAAAUGGUUUCUAUGGUGACCCCUUUCAACUGAUUGUUAAGUGAUCUUAAUCUAAAUACAUACAUACAUACAUAUAUACAUAUAAGCAUUCAAUUGGGUGCACUAUCUGAUCUUGUUCCUUUUAUUUCAUGCUAAUUCUUUUUUUGGAUCUUGGCCCUUUCUCUAGAUAUCACAUCAUCCGUCAUACAAUUGAUACCUUUACACGUGAAACAAAAUGUAAUGAUUGUGUCAAUUGUAAUACAACCACACUCAUUUAAGAGGAGCUGUUCACCCACACGACUGUCACAUGGAGGAAAACUUACUAGUGAUGGACACAAUGCAGCUGUGUCGAUAGACAUUGUGAAAAUACCUGGGCUGUGUCUGAAGUCUUUCAUUGUUCUGAGUCUGAGUGCUUAACAAACCAAACCCCUGAAUUUCUGCAUUGCCCAAAUAAAAAAGAAAGAAAAAAAAAAAACGCUGGAGAAAUCUUUCAGACAUUCGAUCCAGCCCAGCUACUGGUUCUUUAAUGUACCUGUACCAUAUAUACCUUCUCUUUGGUGCUUUUAGGGACUUUUCAGCAUUAGCACACAAUAAAGUGAGGUCUAUAAUGAAUCUGGUACAAAUAUAUUACAAUAUGGAUUACUAUUAUUACCUUUAAGAAAGUGCAGUAUAAUGCAAUACUUUGGGUAGCUUUUCAAUGCUGUGGUACUAAACAAAUAUAAUGGGUCAUUUAUAGAGCUACUGUUGCAACUAUGAUGUGACCAGUACAGUAACUCGACUCUUAUUUCAGUGUGAAGACUAGGAGCAGGAAGGAGUUUCAAAAGUUACCAAAAACAGCACUUUAAAACGAUCUGUAUAUUUGCAGCAUGCACAUCCUUAUUUCAAUUGCUUUUUUGAAGUUCCCUCUUCCACUUGGUUCCCCCCAGCCGUGGGCCUGCAGUUGCUGAUUCGCCCCCUUCAGCUCAUUUGCAUUGACGUCUGUAAAGGCUGUAGGUCAAUCCUUGCGGGUGCUUUUAUUGGAUCUGCCGCUGUCAAGCAGUGCUGAAGAAUUGGAAGGGCAAACAUUCGAAAGGCAGAGAAAGACUCACUGAAAAAAAAAAAAAAAAAGAAAGAAAAACAAGCCAGCAUUUUGUGGCUGAUUUAAAAAAAAAAAAUUUAAACACUGGCCUCCAUUUGUUCCGCAAUUUGAAACCUUAAAAGAAUGCCGAGCAGUCUGUGUUUUGAAUCCAUUCUUCAUCGGUGGUACUACAUGAUAAUUUGACAGCCUUACAUAUUUUUGUAAAAAAAAAAAAAAAAAAAAAUGGAAGGCCUUUGAUGCAUUAUAUGUAAUCUUUUUUUUUUCUUUUUGCUCCUGCAGUUUGUCAUUUUUAUUAAUAUUGUUAAGAAACGAAACCCGCGAAUCUGAAUGGAGGUUCUUCAAACAGAAGCUCCUUUUCAGUAAUUAUGAUUUCUUUGGCAAUUGAAUGGAAUGUUUGGUUGGACUGAAGGUUUUUUUUUUUUUUUUUUUUUUUUUUUUUUUUUUUUUUUGUGGGGGGGGGGGGGGUCUUCAAUCCAGAACCGUUGCCAAGAGGAAUAUUGUGUGAAUUUAAAUAGCCUGCUGAUGGAAACGAUGGUACGAUGAAGUGGAAAAACGAUAGUAAAAACAGGUUUAAACCCUGUGGGUUAAAAUUAGAGAGCAUAAACAGAAACCAAUAAAGAAAAAAAAAAAUAACCACAGCAAAGAAGAACAUAUUUUUGUCUCCGGGAUGUGGAGGAAGAAAACAGCAACAAAUCUUGGAAAAUAAUGGAUAAACGAUUGCUAAAGGGGUAAAACUGUGCAAUUAAGGACAACUGAAAAGUAUAGAGGGGGUAAAUAUACUGCGUACGACUUAAUAAUAAAGAUAGAAAUGCGUAUAACUGAAAGGCUGAAAAAAAUGAACCGCUGUGGUUUUGAAUAGAUGCAUUUGCAGAAGAAGUGUCUGUUAUAUAUGCGCUGAAUGUUAUCAUUAACUUUAAUGUAAAAAAAAAACAAAAAAAAAACGGAAAGGAAAUAUAUUUCCUGGUGGGGGAAAGAAACGGGAAGAUAAUAUAUUAUUCAUGGUCUCGGGAAGAAAAACGGGAAAGAUAAUUUCGCCUUGGGAGGUUAAAAGCAAUGGAUAGAAGAUCCACGUAAAAUAUUAAUUAUAAUAUUUUGGAAGAAAAAAAAAAAAAAACAUCAACGACAUAAUCAGUAGUCAAGGUGAAAAAAGAAAAGUACAUUUGGCAAAACGUGCAUUGAAGCAUGGGCUGUGCUUCAAGCAUUCACAUCUCAGAAAGCAGGGUGGUCUAUCACAGUGGAAAAGAGUCAGAGGAUUCGAACUCACCCCACCAGACCAACACCACGGCGACUCCGUCUCAGCAAGAGCAAGGAAAUCCAGUCCCAGGAUUGUUUAUUAAAUCCUCGAGCACAUCCACUUACAAGGCAGCGUUUACUGAGGUGCAGUUUGGCCCAAUGAAGCUCCACGUGGAUCAACUUCAGGUACUUUUAGUAUUUGCCAAAGAAGAUAGCCAGAGCAGUGGAUUUUGCUGGGCAUGUGAGAAAGCUGGCUUCCGGUGUAACAUUGCCAAGACACCCGAAUCUGCACUGGAGAGCUUUCUAGAGAAGCACCAUGACAUCAUCAUCAUUGAUCAUAGACAUUCCAGAAGCUUCGAUGCGGAAGCGCUGUGUCGGUCAAUUAGAGCAGCAACAUCUUCAGAAAAUACAGUCAUUGUUGCAGUAGUUAGAAGGCAGGAUCGAGAAGAUGCCUCUGUUAUGCCACUGCUUAACGCUGGAUUCAAUAGGAGAUACAUAGAAAAUACCAAUAUUAUGACCUGUUACAAUGAACUUCUUCAGUUGGAGCAUGGGGAAGUCAGGGCACAGUUCAAACUAAGGGCAUGCAAUGCUAUCUUCACAGCACUAGAGCAAAGUCAGGAAGCCAUUGAAAUCACAAGUGAAGAUCACAUGAUCCAGUAUGUAAACCCUGCCUAUGAGUCCAUUAUGGGAUACCAGCAAGGGGAACUUCUAGGGAAAGACAAUACAGAAGUGCCUAAAAGUGAGAACAACAAAGCUGACCUCCUCGAUGCCAUUAAUUCUUGUAUAAAGAUAGGAAAGGAGUGGCAAGGGAUUUAUUAUGCCAAAAAGAAAAAUGGAGAUAGCAUACAACAAAAUGUGAAGAUUACACCUGUUAUUGGACAGGGAGGAAAAAUUAGACACUAUGUGUCUAUUAAAAGGCCAUUACAUGACAACAAUAAGGCUGAGAAAUCAAGUGAGCGUGUCCAGGCUGAAUCUCAGACAGAUAUCCAGUCUUGCAAGCACAAGGACAGAAGGAAAGGCUCGUUAGAUGUCAAGUCAACCACUUCACGGGGGAGUGACGGCAGUUCACAGCGAAGGCACUCAUCAAUGGCCAGGAUCCAUUCCAUGACAAUUGAAGCGCCCAUCACAAAGGUAAUAAAUAUCAUAAAUGCUGCACAAGAAAGUAGCCCAAUGCCUGUAGCUGAAGCCUUAGACCGCGUGCUGGAGAUUCUGCGGACCACAGAGCUCUACUCGCCACAGUUUGGGGCUAAAGAUGAAGAUCCACAUACAAGCGACCUUGUUGGUGGCCUUAUGACAGAUGGUUUGAGGAGGUUAUCAGGGAACGAAUACCUCUUGGCUACAAAACAUCCCCAUCAUAUCCCCAGUCACCUGAUCACUCCACUGUCUCUCAAUGACAUCCCACCCCGCGUAGCCCAGACCAUGGAAAAUGAAGACUCCUGGGACUUUGAUAUUUGUAAGCUGGAGGGUGCAACAAUCAAAAGGCCUUUGGUUUAUCUUGGUCUCAAAGUAUUUUCUCGCUUUGGAGUCUGUGAAUUCUUAAACUGCUCCGAAGUAACUUUAAGGUCUUGGCUACAAGUGAUCGAAGCAAAUUAUCAUCAAACAAACUCCUAUCACAACUCCACGCACUCAGCCGACGUACUGCAUGCAACAGCCUAUUUCCUUGGCAAAGAAAGGGUAAAGCAAAGUCUUGACCAGAUUGAUGAAGUAGCUGCCCUCAUCGCUGCCACUGUCCACGACGUGGAUCACCCCGGAAGGACAAACUCCUUCCUGUGCAAUGCAGGAAGUGAGCUGGCUAUUCUCUAUAAUGAUACAGCUGUGUUAGAGAGCCAUCAUGCAGCGCUGGCCUUCCAACUCACCACACGAGAUGAAAAGUGUAAUAUAUUUAAAAACAUGGAGAGAAAUGAAUAUCGAACACUCCGGCAAGCCAUCAUCGACAUGGUCCUGGCAACUGAAAUGACAAAGCACUUCGAGCACGUCAACAAAUUUGUAAACAGCAUUAACAAGCCUUUGGCAGCACUGGAAGAGAAUGGGGCAAAUGGGGAUGUCGACUCUGUCAAAAGCAUCUUGACAUCUCCUGAAAACCGUAUUCUCGUCAAACGCAUGUUAAUAAAGUGUGCCGACAUCUCCAAUCCCUGUAGACCACUAGAGCUGUGUAUUGAAUGGGCAGGGCGCAUUUCAGAAGAAUACUUUGCACAGACUGAUGAAGAAAAAAGGCUUGGCCUCCCUGUGGUAAUGCCUGUUUUUGACAGAAACACAUGUAGCAUCCCCAAAUCACAGAUAUCCUUCAUUGAUUACUUCAUAACAGAUAUGUUUGAUGCUUGGGACGAAUUUGCAGACCUGCCCAAUCUAAUGCAGCACCUGGAUAACAACUUCAAGUACUGGAAAGAACUGGAUGAAAAGAAGCUACGGAGUCUUCGACCUCCACCUGAAUAAGGAACCAGGCCCCUCCGACUACACAUUCAUUAACAUAAUAGGUGGCCACCAGAGACCUCCCUUGUUCAUGAUGAUACAGACUGUUUCUGUUAUGGCAAUAUCACAGUGAGACCAGACCAGGUGUACCUUAAAACUAUAGACUUAUCAUUAACUACAUACAACAAUGUUUUUAAAAAACAAAAGAAGCAUUUGCAACUGGUUGCUGCGGCCUGUGACAAUCCUAAAGAUUUUAUGGUUCAGGUGACAAAGGAUUCCUGCUGUGUAUACCUGACUCAGUAUCGCCGGGCAAGCACGCCAGGUGGAAAAACAAACAAACAGAAACAAGUGUUGUCCUGACACAGGUUUCAAGAAAGUAAUGAUGAAGGAAUGGAGGUAAGUGUUGUCUAUGGGACUGCUGUGGCCUGAUACAAGGCUAGGACGACACAGUUUGAAGAAAUUACACUGAAAGAAGCCAUGAGUACUGUGUACAUACUGUACGUGUUAAGUUCACAUAAUUAGGUUUUUACUUUUUAAAGGUGCAAACACUUCAAAACUAUUGUGCUACACUCCAUCUUCAUUUUAAACUUCUCCGUUCUCACUGUUUCUCAUAAACAAGUCUACUGAACCACAUCUCCCAAGACCCAAAGGAGCAGUUGUGUAGAGUCUGCGAAGAUGGGCAACUGUAUAAAAGAAGAAGCUAUUUAAGCUUUCCAAACUUGAUCAUUAGCAUUUAUGAUUUAGACUUUUAUUGAUUUUAUUUAUUUUGUUAGAUGUUCAAUAUUUUCUAUGAAUUUAUAAAAACUGAAGAAAAAAAGCCAAAGCUGACUUUUAAAAGCAUCACAGUUUUACGAGUCAUAUCCAUACCUAUACAUUUUAUUGAUGUAUAGACCUUUUAUUUUCAUAAUGCAAAUACAAAAUGACACAUUUCUAUUGCACUGUAAGAAUAGAUGCAUAUGUUUUAAUAUUUUGUCCAUUACUUGGGAUGGUGUAAUUAGGAAUAAGCUGUUUCCUCCUAAGGGAGUGGAAAAUGUAUGCAUACACACUGAAGCUGUGAUUAUCCCAGCCGUGCACCUUUCGGGUAACAUUGUAACCUUCCCAGGUCUCAAUAACAGGAGAACUAACUGUAAAACAUCCUUAGAAUUCAAAGAUUUUUCUCCCCAGAUAUUUUGUAUAAGAUAUCCUACUGAAAGACUGCCUUAUUUUAUACAAUAUUUAUACAAUACACCUGCAGUGUAAAUUAAAGGAAUAUUUGGAUUUUUUUUAACCAUUUAGAGAAAAAAAAAACUAUUUCAUGAAUCUCAACAUUUUUAUCGUCUAUGUAUUUUCCAGUAAAGAGAGGGGAAAAAGGUGAACACAAGAUGUUUGUAAAAAUGUUUGACUAAAACAUUGGAAGGGCAUUUAAGAUACACAAGUUAAAAUAACAUAUGUAUAUUUUCAGGUGUUUAAGAAUGAAAAGGAGUCUAUUGGUACAAAAUACCAGCCUUGGCGUUUAUUACCAGUUUUGAUUUUGACGAUUAUUAAUAUUUUAAUUUCUUAUAAUUAAUAAGAAUUCUUAUAUUUCCAAGUUUAAAUAUGUGUUUUAUUUUUUUAUUUACUGGUACCCCAACACCUUACCACUUAUUUCAAACUAACUGAAAAAAAAAAACAGCUACUUCGAAGGCUAAUGUCAAAUUGAAAACCGUGUGCUGUUACACUGGUGUCGUCUUCACUCCACAGUGUGGGUCCAUUCAGUGGUAUUUUGGGUUUUAACAGAAAUCCGCAUUUUGUUGACACCUGAGCAUAAAAUGAAUGAAUAUGCCAACUUUGGAAGAUACAUACCUGAUUGUAAGUUUGUCAGUACACUUCACAAAAGAUCGUUUCAGCAGUGAAAUGGCAAACAAUACACUUGUAUUUUAAAGGAAAAACAACAUAACGUGGUUUUGGUUUUGAGUUGAAUCAUCAGAUACUCUGUUUAGUAAUGGAAUGAGGUUGUGUCACUUAAAUUUUCCCUAAACACUUUCACUGCUGACCUGUGGGCACUUUAAAGAACUCCUAAACACUCCAGACCUGUUGCACUGGCCCAGUCUUAAGUGUGCUUCCAUAUGUAUUUUUUUCAUGUUACUUCGUGGAGAAAGAGUUAAAGAUACAAAAACAAAACCGACAGAUUCCUGGAUUUACUAUAUUACUAGAAAAAUGACAACAGAACAGAAGUCAGCGUCUGAAGACACCAAGCACUGCAAACUGGAACUGGUAAAGACAUUGCAUUGUCACCAUAAGCAAACCAUCUAUGAAGAAGAUUUGAAAACGAUGCAGAAAUCAACAGCAGGUACAGGUCAAUAAGAGGUGACCCUCAGCAGUGCCCUUGCAGUUGAGCAGUCCCAAUCUAAUCUUCAAUGUUAACAGAAUGGUUCCUGUUCCAAUGGGAAAUGGUAACAAAAACACAAUAAUGAACUACUGGCAGAAUAGUACCACAUGGUAAUGGAAUGAACCCAUACACACUGGUAAUCCCUCACAAUACUCUGGUACAACUAUCAGGACCACUGUGCUGUA
Messenger RNA from Polyodon spathula (Mississippi paddlefish), 7415 nucleotides. RefSeq names its product high affinity cAMP-specific and IBMX-insensitive 3',5'-cyclic phosphodiesterase 8A-like. Gene Ontology annotation, molecular function: 3',5'-cyclic-AMP phosphodiesterase activity. Gene Ontology annotation, biological process: signal transduction; regulation of DNA-templated transcription; positive regulation of ERK1 and ERK2 cascade. The coding region runs from base 2424 to 4907 and encodes 827 amino acids. Lineage: Eukaryota; Metazoa; Chordata; Actinopteri; Acipenseriformes; Polyodontidae. The record is from RefSeq and is a predicted model, not a curated record. The transcript is spliced from 22 exons.